Molecule: messenger RNA, 1278 nt
Organism: Dentiscutata erythropus
Lineage: Eukaryota; Fungi; Glomeromycota; Glomeromycetes; Diversisporales; Gigasporaceae
Source: the annotation of a GenBank genome assembly
AUGAUAAAUAUUCCACAUCUGCAAUUUGGACAAUUUGGAGAUUGUGAAAUUUGGUAUGACAAAAUAUUUUUACCUGCUUUAAAAAUUAUUAAUUGUCCUAAUGAUAUUUUGCAACAUUACCCUGCUUCUUUUAAAUCUUAUCGUCUCAAAUCAAAAAGUAAAACCCAAAUAUUUUCUUCAUAUCCUCUUCAUCAAACAUAUUUAUCUAAUCUUACAAAUGCUAUAAACAAUAUAAUUGAUUCAACUCCUAAUUUACUCAAAUAUAAAAAUUUUUUUUUCCACAUUUAUUCUAAAAACCUCAAACUUUUUACUAAAUUUUCAAAUAAUUCUGAAUUACAAAAAUCUUUAGAUUUUAUUUUUAAAAAUUUUUCAAUGAAUCCAAAUUCUGAUUGGCAAAAUUCUAUUAAAUUAGAUUUCGGUAUUGAAUUUAUUUCUCCUGAUACUACUUCUUUUAAUUCUAUUUAUUGGAAAAGAAACACUGUUAUAAAUCUUUUAUAUGGAAUUGGUGUUACUUUUUUAACUAAUCUUACAAAUUCAAGAAUCAAUAAUUGGGCCUAUACUUACGAUAUCUCUGAAGUCUUUACAUCUUCAAUACAAACACUUUUAGCAGAUUUAAAUGAAACAGAUGCUGUAUAUAACUUUGAAAAAGUUCAAAAUGCUUGCACUAAUUCAUUUGAUUUAUUUAAUGAAAAUAUUAAUAUGAAUUAUGGAGCAAGAUUAGAAUAUAGAAUUAGUUAUUCUAUUUUAAAUAAUUUUUUAACCAUAUUAUUAAAUAAAUUACCUAAUUUUCUUAAUUCUAAUCCUUUUUAUAUUAUCCCAACUCAGGAUAUGUUAAAAUUUAAAACUGCAAAACUUAAAACUCUUUUAAAUACCUACAAUCAUUCUUUGAAUAUUUCAUUACCACAACUUACAGAAAAUCACAAACAUUUUAGAAUUUGUUUAGUUAUUUUAAUGAAAUCAAUUAACCAAAAUAUUAAUGCAAUACCUUUUGUUAAGCAAUAUUUUGGUGAUUCAAAUUAUGACAAUGCAAAUAAUGUUGGAACUUUAGAAUUAUACCAAAUUAUAGAAAAAUCUAAUGUAGCUUGGUUAUUACCAGAUAUCUUUGAUAUUGAUAAUUGUAUUAUUAAUAUACCUUUACAAGAUAAUCAACAACAAUUAUCAACAAGAAUUACUUCUCCUACAUAUAAAAAUAUUACUCCUGAAGAAGAAAAUCAACUUAAAAAUUUAAUUGAUAUUAUUAAAGUUACAAAUAGAUUUGAUGAUCAAAUGAAUUUGUUG